Molecule: messenger RNA, 963 nt
Organism: Mucor velutinosus
Lineage: Eukaryota; Fungi; Mucoromycota; Mucoromycetes; Mucorales; Mucoraceae
Exons: 3
Coding region: 1-963 (320 amino acids)
Biological process (GO): DNA repair
Cellular component (GO): Smc5-Smc6 complex; nucleus
Source: RefSeq, a predicted model, not a curated record
AUGGUUUUAGAAAGAGAUCAUGGCCUCAAAGAGGUUACCGUGUACAUUGAUUCACAAACAAACACCAACCAAUAUGAUCCCCAUCAAAACGAAGACGAGCGACGUGAUAUCAGAAACAAGUACAGAAUCUUGAGCGAAAAGACACAAGAGACUCGAAAGGAACUGAUAGCGCAGGAUGACGGCACCAAGCUAUACAAUACCAUUGCCAAAACAAAUGUGCUCUUUGAAUCAGUCAAAAACCCGGUCGAAGCUGUACUGGAUUCAAGGUUUGUUCGUACCAUUGCAGACAUCCACAAAGACAAGGCCAAGAGCGUCAGCUUUGGAGCAGAGAAUGAAGUGAAUUUAGAUGAAGUCGUCGCCAAAGUAGUGUCCUUUGCAAAUCAAGCUCGAGAGAACAGCAGAUAUCUGGAUUGGGAGUAUGUGGGUCAAAGUGCCUGUACAUUUGGUAAAAGAGUCCGCACCAUGGAUUUCAUGCUGGGCGCGAUUGGUGUUCAACGCAAGCAGAUCAAGAGAACGCAAAACGUUAGAGUUGUAAAGAACAAGGAUGAUUUUGUGCAAGUAGCAACACUUCAACAAGAGGACAUUGAGAAGCAAGAGAACGAAACAGCCAAAUGUGUCAACAACAUCUUUAACAUCUUGAAGGAAAAGGGCCCUAUGAACUAUUUUAAAUUUGUGACAAACCCCACCUCCUUCUCUCAAACAGUAGAAAAUAUCUUUUAUGUGUCGUUCCUUGCAAGACGAGGCAUUGCUGGUAUCGACGUGAGUUCUGGACAGCCCAUCAUCAGUGUACAUCAAGCGGUCAAUGUGCAGAGGUUAGAGGAUGUGGUUGCCAAGAAGCAAAUCAUUAUGGGCAUCACCAUACAAGAGUUCAACGCCAUUAUCGACACAUACAACAUUACAUCUUCCACGAUACCAACAAGACAAAAACAAUCAACAGUGGCUUCUGGUUCUGGAUGGUAUUAG